CCUCUCGUUUUUUUUCUUUCCGAUCAACGAGUUAAUUUCUCUCAAAAAACCCUCUGCCACUUUUCAUUCUUUCAUUCCAGAAAUCCGUUUAAAGGUGAAGUGUUCCAUGACUACGUGCACGAAGAUAUCUAUCAAGGUGUGAAAAUUGACUAUCGUGGAAAAGAUGUCACACGGGAUAACUUCGUGAAAGUAUUAAAAGGCGAUGAGAAACUUGCAGCCAAUAAGAAGAAGGUGCUCAAAAGUGGUCCGGAUGACAACGUGUUCAUCUUCUAUUCUGGGCAUGGUGGGGUUUCCUUUAUUACCUUGUUGGAAGAAGAAUUCAUGCUUUUAUCCUUAGGCCAUCGCCAUCUCACGAGAAUGUUCGUCCUUUUGUUGCGACAGCUGCAUGCCGUGGAGUUGAACGGGAUCCUCGCCCACAUGCAUUCAAAAAAAAAGUACAACAAAAUGGUGCUGUACGUGGGGGCUUGCUUUUCUGGCUCUUUGUUUCGAAAUAUUCUACCUCGAAAUGUGGGAAUCUACGUGACAACAUCAGCCAAGGAAAAUGAAAAAUCCUGGUCUAUUCAUUGUGACGACAUUGAUAUCGAUGCGUGUCUAGCGAGCGAAUACGCGUACGCUUGGAUCAGUGAUUCGGAAUACCAUGACUUGAAAAGGCGUACCCUGGAUCAACAGUACGAGGAGGUGAAAAAAAGGUUAGCAGAUAGUCACGCGAUGAAGUACGGUGAGAUGGCGAUAGGAAAUCUCCCGGUUGGAAAAUUCCAAGGUCAUUAUAAUCUACCCAUGCAACGGAAUGACGGGACAAUACUACGGAAUGCUGUACAUAGAAAACCCUCUUUGCAGGCGCAUUUGUUUUCAAAGUCGCGACGUAUAAUGGAGGCCACAAGGGAGCAAGACCAGGAAGCCGCUUGGCGGAAGCUGCGCCGUGCAAUUCAGGUCCGCGAGGUAGCCCAUCACACACCACAUUUGAUGGCGCUAUGCAAAGCCGGAUACAUGGCUCAAACGCUCAUUGACUCUGUAUACAACGUCUGUUCUUAA
Molecule: messenger RNA, 1032 nt
Organism: Opisthorchis viverrini
Lineage: Eukaryota; Metazoa; Platyhelminthes; Trematoda; Opisthorchiida; Opisthorchiidae
Exons: 9
Biological process (GO): vacuolar protein processing
Molecular function (GO): cysteine-type endopeptidase activity
Source: RefSeq, a predicted model, not a curated record